Molecule: messenger RNA, 1630 nt
Organism: Plodia interpunctella (Indianmeal moth)
Lineage: Eukaryota; Metazoa; Arthropoda; Insecta; Lepidoptera; Pyralidae
Product: glucoside xylosyltransferase 1-like
Exons: 6
Coding region: 27-1133 (368 amino acids)
Biological process (GO): protein O-linked glycosylation via N-acetylgalactosamine
Molecular function (GO): UDP-xylosyltransferase activity
Source: RefSeq, a predicted model, not a curated record
AUCUUAUUAUUUAUACCUAAUGAAAAAUGAGAAGGUUAAGCUUUGGAAGAUUGUUUCUAAUAAUCUUUGGAUUCACAAUACUAUAUGUUUUUUAUUUAAAAAUUAAUAACAUUUAUUCCCAAAAAACAUUUUCAAGUGUCAGAUCUGCUAAUGUUGAAGUGAGCCUGCACAGGACUGAAGAAAAUGAAAAGAUAGUCUUAUCAUUUGUAGUGUGUGAUUCUAGGUUUGAAGAAUCAUUGAAUGUUAUUAAAUCAGUAUUGUUAUUCACUAAAACUUCAGUCCAUUUUAUUAUAUUUACUGAAGAAAAAUUAAAACCUAAGUUUAUGGACAUAUUAAAUAAAUGGGAAGUUAUUACAAGUAAACAGUUUGAUUUCGAACUGAAAAGUAUUCAAUUUCCUGAAGCUCACAGAAAAGACUGGAUGAAUUUAUUCAGCAAGUGUGCUGCUCAGAGACUAUUUUUACCGGAUCUAUUACCAGAAAUAGAUGCUAUGAUAUAUGUGGAUACAGAUACUUUAUUUCUUGGGCCAAUUGACGAUCUGUGGAGUUACUUUUCUAAAUUCAACACCUCUCAGUUGACUGCAAUGGCUAUAGAGGAUGAGAAUCCAAACGUCUCAUGGUACCCGCGUUUUGCAAAACAUCCAUUCUAUGGAAAAACUGGCCUAAAUUCUGGGGUAAUGUUGAUGAAUUUAACUAGGAUGCGAGAAUUCGAAUGGGUGUCUUAUGUGACCCCAAUCAUGAUGAAGUGGAAACUGAAUAUCCCAUGGGGUGACCAGGAUAUAAUCAAUAUAAUAUUCCACUACCACUCGCGUGCAGUGUACGAGUUGCCGUGCCGAUACAACUACCGCACGGACCAGUGUACGUACGGGGACGCGUGCGCGGGCGCUGUGGCGGAGGGGGUGCGGCUGCUGCACGGCAGCCGCCAGGCCUUCCACGGGAAGGAGCCGGCCUUCCAAGCAAUGUAUCAAGCGGUUGCGGAUCAUGAACUUGGGAGAGAUACACCAGAGGAAUUGUUAAACAAUAUGGAAAAAUACUUCACAAACACAGUUCCUACCAACUGUGGCAGACUAAAGGAUGCCUUCUUCAGAGUGCCUGUCAAGACGUUAACCGAUUUAUAUUCCAAACCGGAUAGGUAGCGAUAGUAAUAAGUAGAAUAUUAUAUACAAUUUUUAUAAAACUAUUGUUAUGAAUAAGAAUAAGUGAGUAAGUCAAUGGCAGGUCAAUCCCUAGCGCUUCACAAACUCAACCGUAACACACUGCUCUACGUGUAUCUACUUAAACUUACCUUGCCUUAUUCUGACGCGUACGAGUUUUUCUGACGGUCGAUUUUUAUACUAAUCUGACCGGACCCGCGCGCUUUAUAAAUUUAUGACUGACGGACUGACCGUUCUGUAUUUAUUUAAUGGGCCUAUACAUAAUCGACCAUUAUCGUCGCGAAUUGACAUGCAUUUCUUACUUUUAAUAUGUGUAUAGGUAGUACAUAGCUGUUUUUUAACUUAUGUACCAAUCCAUGGAAAAAACAGCUAUAUAAGUACUUCAAUUCGCUAUGAUAGUGUGUAGGUGGCAUAAGAUUGUUUUAUGAUAAUUGCAUAUUUUUAUACAUUCAAUGAAUAAAAAUACUGUUCGAUACUAA